GAAGCUGGAGAGAGAGUGAGAGGGAGGCAGCUGAUUGCUUUCCCCCCCUUUUACCACUCCUUGCUGUCUUCGGUGGGCUCUUAGCCGUGCCUCCAGCAGGGACCCCCAGUGGAGCCAUCGGGCACAGGCCGCCAUGGCCAGCGGCAGAGAUCCCGACAGCGAGCCGGCGGUGCCCGGGGAGGAGGAGGAGGAGGAGGAGGAGGAGAACCCCGACGUGAAGGCCGUGCAGGCCCAUUACCUGCGCAGCCCCUCGCCCAGCCGGUAUUCAGUGAUAUCAGACACUGAUACAGAGAGCAUCUUCAUGGAGCCAAUCCAUCUGUCAUCUGCUGUGGCUGCCAAACGAAUCAUCAGUGAAGAGCUGAAGACAAAGGACGUCAGGGUAGACUCGGUGUGUCCCAGGAUGUUGGAGUCUGCACAGCAGCUGAUGGUGGAAGACCUGUACAACCGAGUUAAGGAAAAGAUUGAUGACACCAGCUUGUUUAACACGCCCUGUGUGAUGGACUUGCAGAGGGCACUUGUGAAGGACAGGCUGGAGACCCCCAGGGACGCUGUGGAUGAAGUCUGGCCUAAUGUCUUCAUAGCAGAAAAAAGCAUUGCAGUGAACAAAAGCCGUUUGAAGAGACUGGGGAUCACCCAUGUCCUGAAUGCAGCUCAUGGCACAGGUGUCUACACAGGACCAAGUUUCUACAAUGGUCUCAAUAUCCAGUACCUGGGCAUUGAAGUGGAUGAUUUUCCAGAUGUGGAUAUCUCCAAACACUUCCGCCCAGCUGCAGAGUUCCUUGACGAAGCCCUGCUGACUUACAGAGGCAGAAUCCUUGUGAGCAGUGAGAUGGGGAUCAGCCGCUCAGCCGUGCUGGUGGCUGCCUACCUGAUGAUCUACCACCACAUGACUGUUCUGGAGGCUCUGAUGACCCUGAGGAAGAAACGGGCCAUCUACCCCAACGACGGCUUCCUGAAGCAGCUGCGGGAGCUCAACGAGCAGCUGCUGGAGGAGCGGGAGCUGGAGCCCUCUGGAGAUGAGGAUGUGACUCCCAGCCAAAGUCCUCUCGCCCAUGCAGGGACUUCUUCACGGCUGUCUGGAGCUGAGGACGCAGGGAGUGUCAAGGGAGCCAAAGCCCACUCCAUCACAGUAGAAGAAGAGGACACCAGCAGCCUUCUGGGUAGUUUUAUGAGCUCUUCAUCAGUGGAAAAAACUAGCUGGGUUUCCAAACGCUCCACCCUGAUCACUGAGGAUGAAGAGGAACAAUUGUAUGAGGAAUGGAGGAGGAAACAAGGCCUAUCUGCAAAGGAAGGAGUUCACCAUGAAAGAAGAACAUCUCCAAAGCAUCUGGAUAGGGAAGAGGAACAAUCUGAUGAGGAUGUGGAACAGAGGAUCCAUGAUUGGCAGCGCAGAAAUGAGAAGUACCAGAUGGCAGGUACAGCCAGGGAGGAGGAUGGUGAAUGCAGCAUGGGAGGAGGACCUUACCCAUCCGGCGAAUUCAGUGAUGUUGAGAGCGUGAGCAGUUUUGAGAUCCGAACCCUAAAAAAACAGCUGGAAGCCAGCUUUAGCAGGAUGAGGAGGAGCCGCACAGGCUCUGUGUCUUCCGAGAGCACUUGGGACAUAUGGAAUCAGAGGCUUCUGGAGAUUGAGAAAGAAGCUGCUCAGAGGUAUCAUUCUAGGAAUAAGACUUGUGGGGAGAGACAAUCCCCAGAAACGGGAAGAAAAGAGAGGGAUGUGGAUGAGGAGAGUGUGUUUUCAGACUCCUCCUGUAGCUCCUUCUACAAUUUCUGCCAAAAGAACAAGAACAAGUUGACUCCUCUAGAAAGGUGGAAGGUCAAGAGGAUCCAGUUUGGCUUUCACAAGAAGGAUUUAGAACCAUCAUCUGCACCAUCUCCAGCAGAAGAUGGCAGCCAGGCAGGUCAGGAAGAAACAGAAGGGAAGAGUUUGUCAGAUAUUGAUCUGACUGCUUACCAGGCUUGGAAAAUGAAGCGGCAGAAGAAGGUGGGCAGUGAAAGCAGCAAGGAGGAAUUUGUGGAAUUUGCCAAAACUGAGGAUUCUGCUUCAGCUAAAAAGAAGCAGAGGCGUGUAGAGCUCCUUGAACGUUCAAAGAAAAUUUUAGAAGAAAGUCAGUCCAUGUGCAGCUGGGAGACAGAGAGUACAAUGAGUGGGAGUAUUCCCCUGUCAGCUUUCUGGCCUUCAGCAUCUUCUGCAAGCGGUGCUGACGAUGCAGCUUCUGCCCUGAGCAUGCAGACAAAUCAUUCAUCUCUGUCACAGGCCAGGAGUUGUACAGGAGCGAUGCAGAUGCCAAAUAUACCCCUUCCCAAUCUCCCAGUUGGCCCAGGUGACACAAUAUCCAUGGCAAGCAUUCAGAACUGGAUCGCCAAUGUGGUCAGUGAGACCAUUGCUCAAAAGCAGAAUGAGAUCCUGAUGCUGUCCCGUCCCUCAUCCGCCAUGGCCUCCCUGUCAGGAGACACUGGCAGGCGUGCAGAUGAUGACAAGGUUUCUCUUCUCAGUGCUCAGAGUGGCUCGUCCCUCGCUGCCUCUCAGCUCCACCAACAGGAGCUGCGCAGGGCUGAGUCUCAGUCCGUGCUGUCCUGCAACACCUCUGUGAGCACCAGGACAGAAGGGACUAGUUCAAACAUGAAGGCGACCCAGACAAGCAAACCACUGUACAGCCUCUUCGCUGAUGAUGUUGACCUAAAGAAACUCAGGAGGAAAGAGAAGGAGAUGCAAAUGGAAUUGAGAGAAAAAAUGUCCGACUAUCAAGUUGAAAAGGUGAUCAGAGACAAUAAACGCAGCACUUUGUUUAAGAAAAAGGUGACCAAAGCAGAGGAAAAUGAAACAGAAGAUGACAGAGAGAGUACAACAAACAGGCGUCCCUUGCAAGCAGAUUUUGACAGAACUGAUGCAGUCUUCGAUAUGCUCAAUCAACCUGCAACCUCAGGUGCACCAAAGUCAGAGAUAGAUACUGAUAUUACCAAGUGGCUCAAUGGCCUGAAAGCAGAAAGAGAGCCACUGUCAUAUUAUGAUCAGACUGAGAAAGCUAGAGAGAAAUACAGCAGAUCAUCCAAAGUUAGACAGAUGGAUUCUGAGACAUCCAGUUACAGAUUCUGCAGAUCCCAAAGAAAAGAGCUAGAUAGCUGUUCUUCCUAUGAGUCAACAGGAGAUUCACUGAGAACCAUGUCAAGAUUUUCCUCUGCUUCUGCAAAAGAGGACAAAAAGAUGUACAAGUUCACAAGGUCCAGGGUCAGUGAGACAAGUUCCAGAGGAAACAGCCCAGAGCAAGUUUUCAGCCGGUCACCUGAAGCACCCUUUGACUCUGAAUCCCCUGAACCAUCUACACAGAGCAGAGUUAGAGCUCAUCACGUGGAGGCAUGUGAAGAGGAGGCCAGGUCAGACGUGUCAGAAUGUGGAGCAAAGAGGAAGUUCACCCAGAGCUUUUCAAAGUCUGAAGAGGAUGGAAAGAAGGAGGCCAAAGUGGAGCAAAGUGAAGAAAGGUUUGCAUCUCGGCAGGUCUCUCAGUACAGGCGAAGCACACGUAAAGAAGAGGAAGAAGAGAUGGAUGAUGAUGCCAUUAUUGCUGCUUGGAGAAGCCGACUAGAAGAAACUACAGCAAAGCUCCAGCGGAGAAGGGAAGAGUGACCAAGAUCAGACUCCAGGAACACAAGCAGAGCCACAGAGUACCUGAAUCACUCACUCAUCGUUAUAUUUUUGAUAAUCCUUUGUGGUUUGUAGGGCAUUUCCUGCAGAUAGUUCUCUUCUUAAUCAAAAGCAAUGAAGGGAAGAGGUCAAGUUCUGCAAGUGUUUGUGGUUUGUGAGAAAGAAGAUGCUGGUGUUAAAUGAUCAAUGUAGGUAGGAACACAAUGUUAGAAGCCAUUAGGAGCCAGACGAUGUUUCAGCAGCCAAAGCAGGUAAUGGUGACACCUCAAGUCAAAAGACCGAUCACAUCCCAUUUUGGUUAUUUCAAUUUCCUAGUGUCAUUAAAGACUGGACAUGUUUUUCCUAGGAUCUUUUUGAUCAUAAAUUGAAGAAGCCAACAGUGUUUUCUAGGAACUUAAAGAAUGUUUUUCUCUUAAUCAGUUUUACUUUAUAUGACUGAGAAGAUAUUACCAGGUAGGCUCCAUUUUCUGCACCAGCCUUACAAAUGUCUAGAGAAAUAAGUUCGGGGGAAUACAUGUUCUGUUUUACUUUAUUAAGUAGCAGAAGCAAAAUGGAAUACUAGAAAAAAGAAGGUGCCUCCUGUUCAGAAGAUCAGUGCAGUAAUGAAUGUAUUCAUUGUUUGUAUUAGAUGGAGUCAUCUCUGCUCCAAUAUGGUUGGUUCCUGCUAAUAACUGCAGGUCAACAGAGGAAAAAUACAGUAAUAUUAAUAGCCAUCAAAAAAUCAUUUUUUUGAUGUAGUUAAAGAGAGAGAGUUAGGAUUAGUGUUAGUGUAGGCUGGAUUUCUGAGUAUUGACUUCACUUUGGUUUAUGUAUGCAGCUCAGCUAAGUCGGUGCUUUUGUGUUUAUAGUCAGAUUAAUUUUCAGCAUGAUUGCCUUGAAAGAAAAGAGCAGUACACAAACUGACCUCAUAAUAAAACUGUUUAUUAGACCAUGGGUGUAAGACAUCAUGCACCAAAGGAGAAAUUUUGUGUCUUUGAAGGUGGCACCUGGAAUCUUGUUUUUAGGAGGUGGUAGUGGGUUCAAACAGCAUCUUAAGGUGUUCUUUGCAUCCUGAAGUACAGAGGAAGAAGCCCAGCCUCCAUGGUAACUCUGAGUACUCCAGGUUAGGAGCCUUGAGUCUUUCCAUGCCCUGCAGAGCCUUGUGAGAUUGUGUGACACAACCACCAGCUUGCCACGGCAUCACUUGUGUGUCUUUCCACACCACAGCACCCAACCCUCACCAGUCAACAUCCUCCACCUCUCUCUUAUAAGCACAUAGGCUGGUUUCUACUGACUUUGACUGGAAUUAUUAGUUCCCUUUUCUGUACAGACUGUAUUUUGAACCAACAAAGCCCUCUGGCAGAGCUGAGUCUAAAAGGACAAUGGAGGGAUGAUGCAGUAGCGCUCUCUCACAGGAAGUUUGUCUUUUUCUUGUAAUCUCUUCUCCCUCCCACUGUGAUGCUUAGAGCUCACCAUUACCAUUAUGCUAGUACCUCUCCCUAUUUUAAUUGUGUAAUACAGACAGCAAGCUCCACAGGGCAAGGGCCUGCUCUUUGUCCCUGUCUGUAUGGCGCUACACACAUCAGCAAUGCUAUCUAAAUAAUGGUUACUGAUAACAAAAUGCAGCUGGCAAUUUUCCUAAACUUAGAAUCAUUUCUCUCAACUAUAACUCACUGAUCAGACAUUAUCCCUGCUUCUCUGAAGAUAAAGAUAAUUCUUUCUGACAGCCAGGACUGGGGUAAAUGAUAGCUACUUAUUGUCAGGUGAAUGGAGUCUCACAAUCAGGUGAUUAACCAGUAACAAAGGUAGGAAAAAUAAGAGAAAUCACUUACUCGUGUGGGUUGUUUAAGGGUUUUGGGGUUUUUUUUAGUAAACUCAGAUUACAUUUCUGAAAUACAUAAGGAACAUGGUCGUGUUAAUGUUCCAGGC
Molecule: messenger RNA, 5548 nt
Organism: Ficedula albicollis (Collared flycatcher)
Lineage: Eukaryota; Metazoa; Chordata; Aves; Passeriformes; Muscicapidae
Gene: STYXL2
Product: dual specificity phosphatase 27 (putative)
Exons: 6
Coding region: 134-3622 (1162 amino acids)
Biological process (GO): negative regulation of MAPK cascade; protein dephosphorylation
Cellular component (GO): cytoplasm
Molecular function (GO): MAP kinase phosphatase activity; protein tyrosine/serine/threonine phosphatase activity
Source: RefSeq, a predicted model, not a curated record